This is a messenger RNA of Entamoeba histolytica HM-1:IMSS, 462 nucleotides long. RefSeq names its product Brix domain-containing protein 1, putative. The transcript has a single exon. Lineage: Eukaryota; Evosea; Mastigamoebida; Endamoebidae. Gene Ontology annotation, cellular component: nucleolus. The coding region runs from base 1 to 462 and encodes 153 amino acids. The record is from RefSeq and is a predicted model, not a curated record. Gene Ontology annotation, biological process: ribosomal large subunit assembly; maturation of LSU-rRNA from tricistronic rRNA transcript (SSU-rRNA, 5.8S rRNA, LSU-rRNA). Gene Ontology annotation, molecular function: rRNA binding.
AUGUAUAGUUUUAAUGGAUCAGAAUUUGAACCAAAUGAAGAAUUUAAAAUGUUUAAGAAUAUGAUAAUUGAUUUUUAUCACAAUGAUGUUAAUGAGAAGUUAGUUGUCGAUGAAUUAACUGCAAUGAUGGUUUUUACUGUUGUGGAAGGAAAAAUUUAUAUGACUGUUUAUUAUAUUAAAGCUACAUCAACUUCUAUUGAAAGCCAUGAAGUUGGACCUCGUAUUGUCAUGGUACCUGGUAGAAACAAAUUUGGAGCUGAAGAUAUGAGAGAAGAAGCAAUGAAAGUUCCACAAGAACUUGUUGCACCAAAGAAAAAGAAGAAUGUUUCAAAAGAUAUGUUUGGACAAACUAUUGGAAGAGUACAUGCUAUUGGUGAGGAUUUAGAACAAUUAAAUAAGAAAAUUAAAUUACCUAAAGCUUUGAGAGAGUCAAAGAAAGAAAAAAAAUUGAGUAAGAAAUAA